This is a messenger RNA of Acanthopagrus latus (yellowfin seabream), 5445 nucleotides long. RefSeq names its product cysteine rich transmembrane BMP regulator 1 (chordin-like) (gene crim1). The record is from RefSeq and is a predicted model, not a curated record. Gene Ontology annotation, cellular component: extracellular region. The transcript has 15 exons. Bases 493 to 3312 code for a protein of 939 amino acids. Lineage: Eukaryota; Metazoa; Chordata; Actinopteri; Spariformes; Sparidae. Gene Ontology annotation, molecular function: serine-type endopeptidase inhibitor activity; protein binding.
UCUAUAUCCCUGUGUGUCAAUUUAAGAGUCAGAUUGCGCUCUCUCUCGCGUGUGCGUGGAUGUCAGCCACCGCAAGACCCCGAAAGGUAGUCGGCGACAGCGAGCCUGCCCCGAGCGGACCUUCCACUGCCUCGGUGCGGGAUUUCCUUGAGACCAGAUGAGACUCUGGAGACGUGCGCCUACCUGCUCGCGCUGAGCCCCUCUCCGCCUCUGGAUAUCACUGCCGCUUCACACGCAUCCUGCACACUUUGAGUCUCGUGGUAUUUAUAGAUAUAUAUUUUGUUCUCGUUCUGUGUCACGGAACGGCACACGCCUGAGAGAGGACUCAUCAGAGUGAAACUUUGAAAGGAGACUUUUCAAACUUUGGAGUUCCAUCCAGUAGCGGUGAGCUCAUGUGGUUUCUCAUCUGACAAGAAGAGGAAGAAAAAGAAGAAGAAGAAGGAGCAUUUCUCUGGGAACUUACAGAAGGCUUUAUUCUUUGGGGGGGGGAACAUGUUCAGCAAGUGCUCCGUGGUGUUAUUGAACGUGCUCUUUCUGGUGCGGGCGCUCUCGGCUCACGAGUGCACGCCGUGUAGCCAGCGGACGUGUUCCGGCAAGGCGACGCACGGCUGCGAGGGCGGCCGGAGCCUGGCCAGGGAUCCGUGCGGAUGCUGCGACCAGUGCGCCCGGCUGGAGUGGGAGCCGUGCGGCGGACAGGACUGGGCGCACGGCUACUGCGCCCUGGGGCUGACGUGCGCCUCUUUCAACACCACGGGGGCAGCCACGCUCCCUGAGAUCGGAGUGUGCAAAGUGCUCCCUGACCAUCCAGAAGCAGGCCUGGAGGACGAGCGCUGUCCCCUGAUGACCGGCUGCGACAGAGCUGGAGGUCAGUGCGUGUGCGAUGCCCGUCACUCCUGCCUGGGCUCUUUCGCCUACCCCGACCAAGAAACCUGCAUGAAGGCCAGCAAGUCAGAGGGUCGGAGGCACGAGCACCGGGACAGACACAGAGAGAAGUAUGUGGGACCAUCCAACCCGGCCUGCAUGUUCUCAGGGUGUAACCUGACCGCCGAGGGCUGUGUGUGUGAGUCUCAGAGCUGCCAUCACCACUUCGCCUACAUCAACCGCAGCCAGUGCCAGGAAGCCGCAGAGGAGCUGCGGUGCGCCGGAGUGACGUGCCCCACUCUGCAGGUGCCCUCCUGCCCCAAGGGCUCAGUCCUGACCAAGAGCUACACGCCCCCUGCUGGCUGCUGCCCCUCUGUGCCGCCCCAGUGCACCUGCGACCUCCGUGCCUGCCACAAGCCUCAGUGCCCGAGCGGACAGCGCGCCGUGCCGCUCAGCCAGGCCAGCGGUCAGCCAGGAGACUGCUGCGACAUCUUCGAGUGCCAGAAAGUCUCUCCCAAGUGUGUCCACAAUGGGAAGGAGUUUUCCGAGGGCGAGGUGUACCGCAUGGACCCCUGCUGGCUGUGUCAGUGCCGGGGUGGGAUCUCCUUCUGCUCCAAGGCAGAGUGCGCUGAGCUGGACUGUGAAAACUUUUACAUUCCUGAGGGCGAGUGUUGUCCCGUCUGCAUAGAUGUGGAGUUACUGUCGAUGGACAGCACCAAGGCGAGCUGCUGGGUGAACAACAAGCUGCGAGCCCACGAGGAGCAGUGGAAAGAGGACGACUGCACCUUCUGCCAGUGCGUGGACGGAGAGCCGCACUGCACGGCCAUGGCCUGCAAACAGAGCUGCCAGAACCCGGUCAAGAUCCCCGGAGAGUGCUGUCCCUUCUGCGAAGAGCCUUCCUACGAGACAGUCAGCCCCAUGCUCUGUCCUCCCCUGGAAAACUGCUCCCUCUCAGGAAACGACUGCCCCUAUGGCUUCCAACAGGACAGGAACGGAUGUCUGCUCUGCCACUGUCUCAACAAUGACUCCUGCCCCGACCUGGGAAAAUACUGUUCCCUGAAAUGCCCGAUGGGAUACGAGAGGGACGAUUUCGGCUGCGAGGUGUGCGAGUGCAGCAUCCCCAUGCCCAAGUGCCGACCUCUGACCUGCACUAAGACCUGCCCCUAUGGCUAUGUGAGGAACAAGCACGGCUGUGAGAUGUGUCGCUGCGUCAAGUGUCCCCCCUUCACCUGCGACAAGCACUGCAGCGACGGCUAUCGGCAGAACAGGAAGGGCUGCUCCGUCUGCAUGUGUAAAGAAAGUGGCCAUGCCCCGAGCACCACUGUCCCAGCACCGAUGCCCAGCUACUGCCUCACCUCCAACGGGCACCGAUACGAGGAAGGCGACGGAUGGCAUGACGGCUGUCGUGACUGCUACUGCCACGCCGGACGGGAGAUGUGUGUGCUCAUUUCGUGCCCCGUGCCCAGCUGUUCUCAUCCAGUUGUGAGGCCUGACCAGUGCUGCCCCACGUGUGAGGACGAGUCAGGCAGCGGUCAGCCAGAGGGGAUGGACAUGGUGGUGUGCAGAGCGCCCGGGGGGGAGUUUUACGUGGAGGGGGAGACCUGGAACCUGGACGAGUGCACACGCUGCACCUGCAGGAAGGGACGUGUCCUGUGCGACACUGAAGUGUGUCCCCCGGCCCUCUGCCAGAUGCCAAUCAGGAACAAGGACACCUGUUGCCACGUGUGCCCAGACGAGACCCAGAGCCCGCUGCUGCCAGUCAACAACAGCCAGCAGGAGUACUGCAUAACCAACGACGGAGAUGUGCUGCUGGCGGGAGACUCCUGGAAAGCCAACGCCUGUACCAGCUGCACCUGCAACAACGGCACCAUUCAGUGUUUCUCCCAGCGCUGUCCGGCUGCCAACUGCCGGGUGCCCGUCUUACGCAAGGGCCAGUGCUGCCCACACUGUCUCGAAGUAACAACGUCGGUGCCGGUGAUGGUGUCUACCAGCGCCCCCAAGACAACGGCCUCUGUGACGGUGGAGAGUGCAGCGUGGAUCACUACUGUCACUGUACCGCCCAUCAUCGCUGAAACAGAUGAGCCAGGUCUGGGUGAAAAUUACCCCAGCCAAACAGAGAUGGCCCUCAUCUACCAAUCGGCAGCCUGGAUCCUGGCAGGUCUCCUGCUGGCCAUCAUCAUCUUCCUCAUCGUGGCGUUACUUAUCAACAAGAAAAAGAAGUGGGUGCAGAUGUCCUGCUACAGCGCACCAAAGAAGACUGUGAUCCUGAAGAAGCAUGUGAACAAGAACUCGGUGGUCUACAUGGAGCCCUCCAAGGAGAACAAGUUCCAGAACGUGAAGAACGACUGCGGCAUCAUCCACUUCUCUCCGGAGAUGAGCUCCCCCUGCCCGGACAAGAUGACCAUCCCCAGGGCCAAGCUGAGCAUGGGCAACGACUGGACGCCGCGCUAAAAACAACAACACCGCUCCAGCUCCUACCCCCCCCUCCCCAACCCCCCAGCAGAGCAGCGCUGUCCAGCACCUCCCACUCUCUCUCACCUCUGUAUCCAAGGCGAUUGGGUGACGCACCUUGGGUGCUGCCCGUGUUCCCAUCCUUCCUUUUCUGAGGAUGCUCGACGAGAGACAACACAAGCGACCUCUGUUUUUCUUCUACUAUGUGUCCAUAUUCUUCUUUGGGUGCAGUGAGACGCUGGGAGGUGGACGGAUGCACGGACAUAAACAUAAAAAGGACUCUGCUUUCAAGCGGAGAAGGAGGCAGCCGGAGAGGCUCCUCUGUCAGAAUCAGACUUUGACUGUGAACAUUGUAAUAUUAUUGCUCGUUAUUGCCUCCUUUGAAACUGGAACGCUGAGGCAAUAAGAGGGGCAUUAAAAAGCUUUAGGACAGGGGUUUGGGCUGUAGUUUAAAGGGGCUGUAGAAGAUGAAGCCCCCCUGAGAUCAGCAGUGCUUCGUGGAUGUAAUCAUUUUCAGCAGCAGGGAGGCCAAAGGAACUGAUAAUCCAGUUGGAUCACGUUGGGGUUCAGCAGCCAAAUCAUAACAAAGUCAACAGGCUUUAUGUAGACCCCCAGAUCCAAACCCCUGCCUUAGAAUGUGUGGUUUCCAUCUUAGUUUUUUGUAUAUUUCUACAGUGUUUGUACUCGUUGUAGUGUUGUUCUUGGCCACCUCUCGUUUUUAUUAUGGGUGUCUCUGUGGGGCCAGCUUGAAAACAUUUUGAAAAUGCCAGUCCAAACAUUCCCCCCCAAGCCCCAAUCGAGUUCAGGAAGGACACACUUCCCAGAUAACCGCCUCGUUUUCUACCUUCAACUGACCUGAGUCGUCCCAUUCAGAAAACUCUGGACGACAAACAGCAAUGAAACGUGAAUUUCACCUCCAGUUCCUCUCUCGCCUUUUUUUUUUUUUUUUUUUUGCUUCAUCAUCAUCUCAAAAAAUCGCAAGAGCUGAGGUGGUGUGACGUUCAUCUGGGAAGAAUCGUUUUAGCUGUGCCAGACACUUCAUCUGGCCUUUGAUACCUCGCCUCACUGCUUCAUUUACAGCUGUGUGUUUGUGUUUUGUGUGCGUGUGUGUGGAUCUUCCGUUCACAAUGAAUGUUAGCGAUAGUGAUGAGUCGUUUUUAAAGCCUUAAUUCUAUAGCCUUAAUGCAUUUUCUCUGUUUCUCCAUUUAAUAACCGAGUUAGCCCAUAUCAAGUAAGCCUAAAAAACAAAACAAAAAAAAAACUAAUAUAUUCAGAUUUAGUUGUACAGCGUCACUGAUGGUUCUAAUCAACUCUGAAAGUGAAAUUAUGUGAUGUGGAGAUGUUAAAAGUGUAUGGGGAGCUUGUUUGGUACACAUUACAAAUUAAGAGCAUGUUAAAGAGACGUAGCACUUUUCUUUGGAGCCAGUGUUUUUCUUUUUGAGAGAGAGAGAGACAGAGAGUCCUGCAGGGAUUCCUGGAGGGAUAAAGGCCCCUAAUCAGGGAUUUGAUAGGCAUAUUAGCCCCGCAGAGAUGUUAAACCACUCAAGUGAACACGCUGUUGCAGCUAGAGGCUCUGUACCAAUCUGAUCAGCACGAGGGGAAGGAGAGAAUCUGAGAAGCAUUACGAAACAAGGAAAAAGGUCUUGGAUCGGAGGUUUCGACCCACUGCCAAUUUCUCAAUACAAAGACCAAUCUGAUGCCAAAAUUGGUUGGAGACCAGUUUUAUAUUGAAGUGUUUUAGUAACUCGGUAGAUUUGUGUCUGUUUGAAUCAUGACUAUGUGCUUUAAAAAAAAAAAAAAUGAAGAGGUGACUGUAAAAGCUUACGCAGUUCUUUGUUCUUCUAUGUGUAAAAAAAAAAGUAGUUUAAAUUAGUAGGACAGAAGAGUACCUUAUUUAUUUUUUCACAUAGCUUUAUUUAUUAAUACUAUAGGUUGAGAUUUUUUUUUUUUUGGAAAAAUGAACUUUUUGGUAGCCAAAGCUGCUGUACAUUGUAGACUAUUUACCAUUUCUAUCUGCUAUAUUCUAUACAACCUUAUUUAUUUCACUGUUGCAAACCCUGUAAAUAUGUUUCCUAGAUGAUGAACUGUAACAUUUACACUUAUUUUGAAAAAUAAAUGUGUGAACCAAAGUAG